AUGGCCGGUGGCUCAGCAGCUCCGCGUGGUCGCGCGGGAAAGUUUAAUAAACCAACUAGAGGUGGAGGCAAGCACUACUCUCGAUCACUACAGCCCGUCGAUGCCGAUGGCAAUCAAGUCAGCAUGUGGUCGUCCGGUGCUGCAGACGAACCCUCCGAUGAAGAAGGCUCUGCAGAGGAGUCUAGUCAAGAGGAAGAAGGCGAUGCCGCCGACCCUUCAAAUGCGGCAGCCGAGGCCGAGAGCCGUGACGACCGCAAGGCCCUGAAAAAGGCCCGUAAAGAAGCCGCCAUUGCGAAGCAAAAGUCUCGUACCGUCGAGGUCGGCGACAUGCCCUCCAGUGACGAUGAGAGCGACGACGACAUGCCCGCCAACCCGAACCACUCCAAGACGGCCCGGAAACAGACCAAAAGCAGCGAUGUUGAUGACAUCACAGAAGGCGUUCAGAACAUGAAUGGUCCCGGUAAUCGAAAAGAACGGGAAGCUGCCGAGGCCGCCGCGGCCAAGGAGAAGUACAUCAAGUUGCAGGCAGAAGGCAAAACAGAUCAGGCCAAAGCAGAUCUUGCUCGUCUCAGACUCAUUCGAGAGCAACGCGCAGCCGACGCCGCACGAAGACAGGCCGAGAAGGAAGAGAGGGAAGAGCAAGAAAAGGUCCGAAAAACAGAAAUCGAGGCCAAAGAGGCCAAGAAACGCGAGGCUGCCGCCGGACCUAAAAAGGCCAGUAAGAGGAAAUGA
This is a messenger RNA of Metarhizium album ARSEF 1941, 732 nucleotides long. Its product is annotated as Casein kinase substrate, phosphoprotein PP28. Lineage: Eukaryota; Fungi; Ascomycota; Sordariomycetes; Hypocreales; Clavicipitaceae. The coding region runs from base 1 to 732 and encodes 243 amino acids. The record is from RefSeq and is a predicted model, not a curated record. Gene Ontology annotation, cellular component: cytosol. The transcript is spliced from 3 exons. Gene Ontology annotation, molecular function: RNA binding.